AGCUAGUACGGUAGCAACAAAUCAGGAAUCAUGAAGGAAAACGAAAGAACUCCCCCCAGUCACAGACAAACCCGAUCCUAAUAAGUACUUCUAAAAAAUUACGGUCCAGCACCGUCGCAGUUUUCGUCGAUUGUCCUCUUGUCAUUCCAAAAAGACCAUCGGCAACUGCAAACAACCACCACAACAAUGAUCAAGAGGCACUCGAGCCACGUCGAGGCCGGAGUCCUUCCGUUCGCCGCGAUGGACGACAACACGGGGGGUUCGACGGGCGGUCUCCAGAGAACGAGCGUCCACGGCGGACGGCGUUUGGCGGGAAAGUCAUCGGUGUGGCUCCGGAUCCUCGGCGGGACGCUCUUCCUCGCCGUCGCGUCGCUCUACAUCGUUGGGGUCCGGCACGUCACCCUGCACAAUGCCUCGGUGCCGUUCUCGCCGGGGAGGGGACUCUUCCACGACCUGGUCCACAAAAACGACGCAAACGGAAAAGCAAACGCAAACGCGCACAGGGAUCAAGGGGCCGGGACCGCUCGGAACCUCCACCGACCCAUUGUGGUAGCRAAUGCGCGUUCCGCCGGACAAAAACCCCGGGUCCUCGGCCAUUAUUACGCCCGCGCCGACGCCGGGUCGUACGUUGGAACCGAAGCCCUCUCCCACCCACUCUACGACAAUCGGCGGGCCCGGAUCCCGAGGGGGGUGUUCAUGACCAAAACAGACAUACGGCGCCAGCGCGAUCUGCUCGAUAGCGACGACUACGAGAACGGAGCCGCGGAUGUCAUGGAAGACAUGGGCGAAAAUUGCACGGCCCAGUACGACUGGCAAGAGGGAUUCUUUCCGACGUGCAACCACCUGAUGGAAAUCGAUAUGACGAACCUCAGUCCCCUGCCCAUGUUCCACGAGGACCACUACAACAACAAGCACGAUUUGCCGGUUGCGUCCUCGUCCCUGCACUCGUAUUCAAAGAUGAUCUCGCACGGAUACUGGAGGGACGUCUGGACCGUCGAAAACCUGCUUCGGAACGAGGGCAACCCCGAAGAAGUCGUUGUUUUGAAGACGAUGCGAUACACCCACGAUUACAAGCCACGCAACUACGACCGCCACAGGCGAGACGCCGUGACCAUGGAACGAUUGACGUCUUCCACUUUCAUCGUGGACAUUUACGCCGCCUGCGGAAACUCGGGAUUGUUUGAAUACGCCGACGGUGGUUCUCUCGACGACAGCGUCUGGUACAACUACCACCACGAGGACGGCGACAAGGAAAAGCCCUGGACUCCGCAGGAAAAAGUCAUCAUUGGCUACCAGGCCGCUUCGGGGCUUGCCGACCUUCACAAUUUUGCAAAGGAAGGCGUCCCCGCCGUCGCCCAUACCGACAUUGGGUCGACGCAGUUUGUCUACGUAGACAAGGCCGGGGUCUACAAACUCAACGACUUUAACCGCGCCCGCUUUCUCGCAAAGAACAAUUUUACCAACGAGAUCUGUACCUAUGAAGUGGGAAACAACCCGUACGUUCCGGAGCGGAAUUGGGCCCUGGAAUGACUCGUGCUCUUGUCGUCGCCCGUUAUUUCUUUGUCGUUGCUAACCACAUUUCGUUGUACCAAAUUUUGUCCGGUAUUCGCACAGGGGAACUGUAAGUUCCAUGCGAAACAAAGAUUUGAAGAAGAGAAAAAUGGCAAAACACCGUUUCUCGGAUCUCAUGGUGUUGCGCAUUUCGUGGUUUUUGAUACACAGUCAUUCCUCAUCUUGCUCUGAUUACUUUUGUUCCCUUUGUUUUUGUCUCGAAACCUUUUAUUCUGCUCGCAUUCAGUGGCGAUCUCCGGAAGAGUACCAUUACGACCCGCAAACGGAGAAGGUUGACGUCUAUUCAUUUGGAAAUGUUUUGUACAGCGUUCUGACUGGCAAAUACCCAUUCCAAGACAAAGAAGAGAAGGAGGCACGGAAGCUGAUCAAAAAAGGGAACAGACCGAUCAUUUCGAGCUCUGUUCGGAACUCCACCGAUCCUUUUGAUCAGGCUAUGAUAACAGCCAUUGAAAUGUGCUGGAUCCAAGACCCUUCAGAACGAGCAUCGGCAAGACAGGUUCAACAAUUUUUUUUGUCUGAGCUGAGGAGGCUUGGGGUACGCGAAAAUCGCUGAAAAUACUAUUUUUUCCCUAAGGAUUUUUCAUCUAGAGUCUAGAGUCUACUUUUCGCACGAAUCUAGAAUUCCUCCUUUUUGUUCCUGCUGGAUUUAUUUUUUAUAUUGAUAAAGCUGGAAAAUAGAUAUUAGCGGCCGUUUUAUCAAAGCACUGAAUAAACUUCAACCACGCAAUAAGGUGUUUAUGGURGAGUUCCUACUACCAACGACGAGACAACACAAUCCUGCAAUGCGACACCCGACGAGUCGAAAAUGAUGAACCGGUCGUCGUCGUCUUUUCGAUGCAAAUCCUCGUUUUGAAUUAAAUCACCGAGAGGAACCAAUGAUUCUUUUGAGACCAGACCAUUUGCGACCGCGUGUUGAAACUCUCCUCUUUCAAUCGAUUGCGCACAUUUGUCCGCAACCAAUAAAUCGGCCUUAGCAACCAAGGCAGGACUGAGCUCGUGCUUUCCUGGAGCAUCCGACCCUAUGCAGAUAAUUGUGAGACCGCUAUUUCGUGUCGACAAAUUUGAUUUCCCAAUAAUGGGUUCACGAGAAGGGGUUGUUGUAAUGAUGAGGUCAACAUCUUCGAGCAGGCGGUCGGGAGAGGUUGCUGCACUAAUAUUCCAUCCCUUUGCCGUCAUUUCUGAUAUCAGGAUAUCUACAUUGGUAGGCGUUCGACCCCAGACCAAAACAUUUCUGCAUUCUGUUACAGCAGAAAGCAUGUCUAAUUGAUAUCUUGCCUGCACUCCACUUCCAAUAACACCAAUCGCUUCGAUCUUCGGGGCUAGCAACUUGGCGGCCAAUGCACCCACUGCAGCGGUUCUUAACUCUGUCAAGAUGCCUUCAUCUAACAAAAGGGCCUCGAGCUU
Pseudo-nitzschia multistriata is the source of this 2976-nucleotide messenger RNA. NCBI's taxonomy places the organism in Eukaryota, Bacillariophyta, Bacillariophyceae, Bacillariales, Bacillariaceae. The record is from the annotation of a GenBank genome assembly.